Messenger RNA from Drosophila busckii, 2325 nucleotides. RefSeq names its product suppressor of cytokine signaling 7. Lineage: Eukaryota; Metazoa; Arthropoda; Insecta; Diptera; Drosophilidae. Gene Ontology annotation, molecular function: 1-phosphatidylinositol-3-kinase regulator activity. The transcript is spliced from 4 exons. Bases 460 to 2307 code for a protein of 615 amino acids. The record is from RefSeq and is a predicted model, not a curated record. Gene Ontology annotation, cellular component: phosphatidylinositol 3-kinase complex. Gene Ontology annotation, biological process: phosphatidylinositol phosphate biosynthetic process; intracellular signal transduction.
UAAAAUUUGUUGUUUAACGUGAGUGCGUUGUAUUUGUGACUCGACGGAGAGUUGACGUUCUUAUUAAUGUGAAAACAUGUUGUUCCGUUAGUGAAAUUUAAUAAAUUGUUGAAAUGCUCAACCUUAUAUUGAAGUGCAUUCUCAUUUACUAGCGAUUUUACGGGUGUCUCAAUUACAAUCUGUGAAUUAAUUGUGCGCGUGUUACAAGACAAAAAUAAAAAAAAGAAAAUAACGAGAGAGCGAGAAGAGCAACUGAGUGUAAAUUGUGUUAUAGCUGUGCUAGCCAAUUUAAGCUGAAAUAUGCUUGAAAUACAAUUUAAAUAAAUUGCCAACUAGUAAAAAAUUUGACCAGCAAUACGAAAAGUAUAGCGACAGCAGCAAUUAAUCAGACCUCUAAGCUGAAGUGAUCCCUGAGCGUAAAGAAGAGAGCAAGACAGAGGGCGAGCGAUAUAGUUUUCAAUGGGUCAUCAGUUGAGCAAGCCAACUUUCGUCAUUGCCAAGAAAAGCAGAAACAGUCAAGCCAUUAAGCCUGCAGUUAAAGCAGAGCACGAGGAGCAGCAGCAGCAGAAGCAGCAAGAGGAGCAACUAGAUCAGAAGAAGCCGCAAGUGGCCAGAGGAAGCGUCGACAGCCUAGUGGCGUCCUCCGACGUGCGACAAAUCAUAAUUAAAAUCCAACUAGCUAAAAUGGAGAAUGGCAACGAGGUCAUGGCGCAGGAGGCUGCGGGCGCCGGUGACCAAAUGUAUGUGGAUACGCUCAAUGCAAAUGAGCAAAUUGUGAAUGUAACUCUUGGAACGGGUGUUGCGGGUGCUGUUGGUGCUGGCGCAGGUGUGGCUAGUCGAACUGCGGGCAGUUCAACGGAAGCGUCAAAAACCGACGAAAGACAAAUCAUGAAUAACAACAAUUUAGCGGGAAGCGUUGCGUCGGCGUCGGCUGCGGUCAAAACGCUACAAUUGCACGACUACGCCAACGAUGACGACGCUGCCGAUGAUUCGUUGUUGCGUCGACGUCGCAGCGACGAAGGCGUUGAUUACUGUGAAGUGAUGGAGCCGCAGUCGCAGUCGCAGCCAAGAGCAGUCAGCGAAAUGUUGUCGAACGGAACACAACGCACUCCAGCGUCGAGCAGUCAAAGUGGCAACAGCUGUUGUCGCAGUCGCAGUAGGAAGGAUCUCUCCUUUGGCGCUGGAACAGCAGCAGGAAUAACUGUGGCGGGGGCCAGCGGCAACAGCAAGCGACGAUGCUGCAAAUGCAAAUGUCGCGAUGCAUUCCGUGGACUUCGCGGCAUGCUGGAGUCAAGCAGCAACAGCAGCAGCAGCAGCAGUGCUAGCGGCAAGGAUAAACGUGAAUCAGCAGCCAGCACGCAGUCUCGCAGCAAGGGGCGCAGUAGCGUCGACAGGCGUUCUACACCUGCCACACUUGGUGCUGGCAGCGGCAGCGCAGCAGCCACGCGUCUACAGAGCCAAAGGCAGCGCAAUUCAGUGGCUGUUGCCGACUCCUCCAAUCAUCUGGCGAUUUGGGCCGCGCCCGCCAAUGGCCAAGGCAAUGUCAUCAUCCACAUUAGAUCGCCGCAACAGCCGCAGUUUAUGCUGGACUCAUGUGCGGCGCCUCUGGUAACAAUGGGUCCCAAUAUACGGCUGCUGGCAACACCGACAGAAGCCGCUGUGACUGCUAAUCUGCCUACGCAGCCAAUAGAAGCGCCACGUUCCGCGCCUGCGCCUGUGCCUGUGCUGCCUGUGAACGCUUAUGGCGCUGGAGUCACGGUGCAUUCACAGAUAGAUUUUAUGCACUGCCUGGUGCCUGACUUGGAGCGAAUCAUCAACAGCAGCUUCUACUGGGGUAAAAUGGAUCGCUAUGAGGCGGAACGUCUGCUCGAGGGCAAGCCCGAGGGCACAUUCCUCCUGCGAGACUCCGCCCAGGAGGAGUUCCUCUUCUCUGUCACAUUCCGCAAAUAUGGACGCUCGCUUCACGCACGCAUCGAGCAGAGCGGCCACAAGUUUAGCUUUGAUUGUCAUGAUCCGUGCGUGUUUACUGCGCUUACAGUCACGGGUCUGCUGGAGCAUUAUAAGGAUCCCACGUGCGUCAUGUUCUUCGAGCCCUGCCUCACCAUGCCGCUGCAUCGGCGGCAGACCUUUUCGCUGCAGCAGUUGGCGCGUGCCACAAUCGUCUCGAAUACCAGCUACGAUGGCAUCAAUCAGCUGGAGCUGCCGGGUCGCCUGAAGAGCUACCUGAAGGAGUAUCACUACAAGCAGAAGCUGCGCGUUAAGCCCUGCGAUGCAAACACGCCAGCGCCGUAUUAUGCCAACAUAUAGUCCGCGGCAACAUCGGGG